UUAUCUUUUGCAGAUAAAAAAGAAAGAAAAAAUAAUUUUAUAUGGGUCCACAUGAAAUUCUGUUGAAGUCUGAACUCUAAAGUCUGUGUCGAUAUGGAGUUCUAUUUAUUCAAGUAUUUCUUUGGAUGAUCGAGAUUUUGGGCACCACUAACUUGCCCUUUACACCACAGAAUUGAAGCUGCGAGGAUUGCUGUCACACUAACUAUUAAAUUACAAAGUGGAAGAAGUUUAUCACCUGUUGCUGUGAGGCUCAUUUAUGACUAUUAUGGACCUGAAAGGUAUAACAUGGGUUGGUGACAUUUAUCUGAAAUUUGAAGCUAGGUUGCUGGAAGUGGAAGAAAUUAUGCGUGAGGCAGCUGAAUUCGAAUGGCCUGCAAGAGCAGUGCAGUUUCCUCCCAAGUUGCAAAUGUACUGUUGUGGCUUUUUUAUGAGAUUGGCCUUUAUCAUUUUUCUGUUUCAAUUAUUUCCAUGGAAAGAGAUUCAUGAUGAUCUCCUUUGAGCUCUUAUCCGGUGUGCAUUCCACUCUGUGCAUUACCUAUUUAUGGUCCCCAUCCAAUUAUUGAUGGCUUGAUUGAUAUUUUAUUGGGAUUUGAGUAAUUGACUGUCUAAAGCUAAUUGCCCCUGGCUACUUUUCUGAUUUUGGAUUUAGGCUUGGUUGUUGUGGUUGUUGUUUCGGACAGGAAGCAGUAAAAUAUGUCGAAAACCAGAUGCAGACUGUUAGUAAUAAUGUGAGGAAAUUCUACUCGGAUGUCAUGCAAGAUUUGUGCUCUCCAGAUUCAGAGGAUCCUGCAAAUGGGGCAGUCUCCAAAUUUCCUGUAGAUUCGGGAGCUGAUGUUGGGAUCUAUAUGAAGCCAGAAGAUGGUAUGGAAGAAAAAUGUGGAAAGGCUGAUGAUCCUGAGCAAUUGGCUGAGGAUCCGAAGAUGACUGCUGAUUCUGGUUCUGAUUGUCUCCCACUGCGUAGAAGGAUUACUGUGAGAAGAAUUUCAAGGCAGCAUAGUAAAGGAAGUCUGUCCAAUAAAUCAAACCUAGAUACUGAUAAAAACUCUAACUGCAAUAAUGUGUCUCCAAAUGAGAUAUCAGGAACUACCACUCUUUCGAGUAAAUUUUCAUCAAAUGUUGAACUGUCUGAUCAAAAUCUGGAAGCAUCUUGUGAUCAGACAGCAAGACUUGCAACUCCAGGGUGUGUUGAAGUUACAGAUCAUUUCUCCAUGGAAGAAAGUAAAAAUGAGAUAAAAAAUGCAAGCAAACACGUGCCAGAGAUCUCAUUCAAUAAACCAUCAUUGGAUAUGGUUAAUAUCACUGAAACUGGCAGGCAUGAAGGAACAGACAGUAGACCUUCCAGCAGAAACCUAUUAGAAGAAUCAAAUGGUGUUUGCAUAAGCAAUGAGUUUGUUUCUAUGAUAGAAUCUGCUGCAAAUGGGAAUAUGCAGACUAACAAAUUUGCUUAUGAGGAGGAUUUUGUGUCUAAUUCAGAUGAAUGGGGAAUAGAAUCGGAUGAAGAUGGUACAAUCAUUGACGAGGGUAUGGAAAUCAUUCGAGCGGACAAGGCUAGGCUUGAGGAAGUAUGUGUUUUGGUGAAUGUAGAUGAAUUUCAUCAUGUUCCCCGUGAAGGCAAAAACAGGCCUUACAAGAAGAUUCGGGAUGUUUUUCGUUCAAGAAAGAGGUCAGUGAUGAAGGAAUAUGAGCAGCUUGCUGCACAGUGCAGCAGCGAUUCAAAAUCCAAAGAAGAAGAGAGUAUAACAAGUUUAAUGCCAACUCUUUCUAUAAAGGAAGCAAACAGAUCCUUAUCUCAUGAUCCUUCAGAAUCAGAGUGGGAGCUUGUCUAGAUAACAGCAGUAAUUAGGGAGUAAAUUUGCAACUUUGAGGAUGGAGGGAAACAAUUCCUUCAACCCUCUGAGGUUUAGUUUGGAACUCAAGGCACAAAGACCAUGCAUGUAAAUAGAACUUGCGUCCCCAUAAUUUGAGGACAGCAUAAAAUAACUAUAUAUAAAUUCACAACUUUCAUAA
Messenger RNA from Populus trichocarpa (black cottonwood), 2007 nucleotides. RefSeq lists its product as uncharacterized. The record is from RefSeq and is a predicted model, not a curated record. Lineage: Eukaryota; Viridiplantae; Streptophyta; Magnoliopsida; Malpighiales; Salicaceae. The transcript is spliced from 6 exons. The coding region runs from base 708 to 1826 and encodes 372 amino acids.